Messenger RNA from Hibiscus syriacus, 1497 nucleotides. RefSeq names its product pectin acetylesterase 7-like. Gene Ontology annotation, biological process: cell wall organization. The record is from RefSeq and is a predicted model, not a curated record. Lineage: Eukaryota; Viridiplantae; Streptophyta; Magnoliopsida; Malvales; Malvaceae. Gene Ontology annotation, molecular function: pectin acetylesterase activity. The transcript has 13 exons. The coding region runs from base 123 to 1328 and encodes 401 amino acids. Gene Ontology annotation, cellular component: plant-type cell wall.
CAGCAGCGUACUCGUAAUACGAAGAAACUUGUAGUAAGCUACUGGUCACCAUUUAUAGCUCCUCCCUUCACCUGCCCAAUCCCGCUCCUUCCUCAACGUUUCAGCUCUCAAAGCAGAGCAGAAUGAUUAGUGCAAGAUCACGCCAAUGGUUAAGUCUUGUGGCCAUUGUGCUUACAAUCAUAUCACUGAAAGCCGAUGGCGCUAGCGUAGGCAUCACGUUUCUGCAGGAUGCAGUAGCAAAAGGAGCUGUGUGUUUGGAUGGGAGCCCUCCGGCUUACCAUUUUGACAAGGGCUCUGGCACCGGGGUUAAUAAUUGGAUCGUUCACAUCGAGGGUGGAGGAUGGUGUGAAGAUGUGGCAACUUGCCUUUCUCGAAAGAAAACCGACUUAGGGUCAUCGAAGCUAAUGGUGAAGCAAUUCGGUUUCUCUGGGCUUUUGAGCAGCCAGCAAAAAUCCAAUCCAGAUUUCUACAAUUGGAAUCGAAUUAAGGUUAGGUACUGCGAUGGAUCAUCAUUCACGGGCGAUGCGGUCGAUCCAGCUAAUAAUCUCUUCUUCAGAGGACGUAGAAUUUUCGACGCUAUCAUUGCUGAUCUAUCAGCCAAAGGAAUGAAAAACGCUAAAAAUGCUAUUCUUUCGGGCUGUUCUGCUGGUGGAUUGGCAGCGAUAUUGAACUGCGACAGAUUCCGAGCUCUCCUUCCUGCUACAACUAAAGUGAAAUGCAUUUCAGAUGCUGGCUUUUUCAUCCAUGCGAAGGACGUUUCAGGAGGGCAGCACAUAGAAACUUUCUAUAGCAAAGUGGCUAAAUUACAUGGCUCCGUUAAGAAUUUGCCAGCGUCUUGCACUUCGAGAAUGGGAAUGAGACCGGAGUUGUGUUUCUUCCCGCAGUACGUGGUGCAGACCAUGCAAACGCCAAUUUUCUUCAUAAAUUCGGCUUAUGACUCCUGGCAGAUUAAGAACAUUCUGGCUCCCACUGCUGCUGAUAAAGGUAAGGCGUGGAAAAACUGCAAGCUUGAUUUGAAGAAGUGUACUCCUGCGCAGCUCAAUGUCAUCCAAGAUUUCAGGACGUCGUUCUUACUUGCAAUCAAUAGAGCCGGUGUCCUCAAUUCUCCGUCUAAAGGAAUGUUCAUAGAUUCCUGCUACGCUCACUGUCAAAUAGGGAAGCAGAUAACAUGGUCUAGCGACAGUUCUCCCGUCGUCGGUAGCACGAAAAUCGCCAAGGCGGUUGGAGACUGGUAUUACGAGCGGAGCCCCGUCAGGAAGCUCGAUUGCCCAUACCCUUGCAACCCUACGUGCCCAAAAGUCGAUACUGAAUCGGCGCUCGAUGGAUAAUAUUUUAUUAGCUAGCGUGAGUCAUUUCUAAUUUGAUUCAUGGAUAAUCUAUCCCUUGCUCAUUUUUCUUUUGACGUCUAAUUUAAGCGUCUUAUAUUAAUAAGACUAAAUAAAGUGUAUGAACUUGGAAACAAUUAAAGUUGCUUGAGCUCCAUGUAUCAUUAUUUCU